Aspergillus oryzae RIB40 is the source of this 681-nucleotide messenger RNA. RefSeq lists its product as uncharacterized. NCBI's taxonomy places the organism in Eukaryota, Fungi, Ascomycota, Eurotiomycetes, Eurotiales, Aspergillaceae. Bases 1 to 681 code for a protein of 226 amino acids. The transcript has a single exon. The record is from RefSeq and is a predicted model, not a curated record.
AUGAAUCCAUCCAAGUCCAUUUCGGAUCAGGAGUCUUUCGAUGGAAGUCUCUUGAACUCAAGCAGCAACUCUCGCCUCUUUCAUGUAUACCAUACUUUGUGGCGCUAUGAUUACACCGUGACUUCGGACGACAAGACACCUCUUUUCUUUGUGGAUACGUCGUCUUUCACCCCAAAGAAGCCAGACCUCACAUUCCAUGCUGGCACUGAUAAGAAGGCCCCUGUUGUGGGCGUCUCCAAAUUCCUACAUUUUUCAAGGCACAUGAAAGUAGGGCUUGGUGACCCGCAGAGUAUCGACCAAGUUGAGUGGGAGGACCUUAUCUCUCAAAACAUCAGGAGCAACAAAUACCGCUGGCAAAUGACAGUCCGGGGUGCCUAUGGAGCAGAACGACGGUCUUUUAUGUGGAAGAGAACACACUCUGUUGCGGUCGAGGGCUCCUCCGCAUCUAAAUGGAGUAGUCGCAACUUCAAGCUGGUCGAUGAGCAAACCGGUCAGAUUGUUGCAAUCUUUACCAGCACUGCUUUCAAAAGCGUCAAGAAAAGCGGCAAACUCCAAAUCGACUCGACGAACUAUGGCGAGGAGUUUGAUCUGAUGGUCCUUAUCACUGGGCUUUCUCUGUACGAGAAACAAAGACGGCGCGACAAUAGCAAUGGAGGUGGCGGGGGUGGUGGAGGAGGUUAA